UCGUCCUGAUUCCUCCAAGGCAGAGGGCAGCAGGACUGGCAUAACUGAGAAUCCACAAGGAGCAGCAUCACUUGUCCCCUUUUGUCUUUGGAAAGGCAGGAGGAGGGGGCAAGUUGGAGGCGGAGGAGAGGGAGCAGCUGAUGGGUACCGCUUCUCGCCCCACCCAUAUGUGAGCGGAUCCUGGGAGAUAGCAGCAAUAGCAGCAGAAUCUACACAUCACACGGAGACACAGGAUACCACGACUGAGAUUUCUUUGAUUCCUCGCUGGCCGCAGCAUCUUAGCACUGGUACUGUACAGCCAGCACGUAUAAUUCCACCCUCACCCGCCCGCCUUCCACCACCGAGACACUGUAGUGUUAGAGAGCCGCCCCUGCACACAGCGACAAGAGGUGUAUUCGGGGACUGCGCGCAAGGCUCUGGUUUGGGUAUUCGGUCGCCGUCGUACUGGAGAUGCUGGCCUUAUUCAACAAGCUCUUAGACUGGUUCAAGGCGCUUUUUUGGAAGGAGGAGAUGGAGCUCACCUUGGUGGGGCUGCAGUAUUCCGGGAAGACCACCUUUGUCAACGUGAUUGCGUCGGGACAGUUCAAUGAGGACAUGAUUCCGACUGUUGGAUUUAACAUGCGGAAGAUCACCAAGGGUAAUGUAACCAUAAAGCUCUGGGAUAUAGGAGGGCAGCCACGUUUUCGAAGUAUGUGGGAGAGAUACUGUCGAGGAGUUAGUGCUAUUGUUUACAUGGUGGAUGCAGCAGAUCAAGAUAAAAUCGAGGCAUCGAAAAAUGAACUGCAUAAUUUACUGGACAAAGCUCAACUGCAAGGAAUCCCAGUUCUGGUGCUGGGGAACAAAAGAGACAUUCCUGGGGCUCUAGAUGAGAAAGAAUUAAUAGAGAGAAUGAAUCUUUCUGCCAUUCAGGACAGGGAGAUCUGCUGCUACUCAAUUUCUUGCAAAGAGAAGGACAAUAUUGACAUCACUCUACAGUGGCUUAUCCAGCACUCCAAAUCCCGAAGAAGCUGAGAAGACCUAACUCGUAUCUCCCAUCUUAAAGUAUCCUGGACUGUGUUUUGUGUCUGGGACUCAAUCAUAGAACCGUAAAAAAAGGAAAGGCACCCAAGUCCCUGAAACUCUCUCUAACCCAACAUCUCUCUGUGUAUUCUCUUUCUCAUCUGCCCUCUCUUUCUCCCCGUCUCUUUUUAAUGGUAUUUUUACACUCUCACUUACCUUUGUAGCAUAAGGUUCCUACCACCUUUUAGGCUUGCUCCCUUCUUUCUCUUGCAUCCUUUUACCUUUUUAUCGUUGUUAAGGUGCGUGUAAGUGUGUAUAUAAAA
This is a messenger RNA of Xenopus laevis (African clawed frog), 1322 nucleotides long. It is a transcript of the gene arl8a.S, whose product is annotated as ADP-ribosylation factor-like protein 8A. Bases 451 to 1011 code for a protein of 186 amino acids. NCBI's taxonomy places the organism in Eukaryota, Metazoa, Chordata, Amphibia, Anura, Pipidae. The record is from RefSeq and is a predicted model, not a curated record. The transcript has 7 exons.